GAUGGUAUCGACGUAUCUCUGUCUGUUUUGGUUGAGUCACCUCGGACCAUGCCUUCAUUAACCACUGAUGCCUUACUGUGUGGUUAUAGGCAGAAACCAACUAGAAUCAUGCAAACUAACAGAUAAUUCUUGCGACAAACUAAGGCCUUAUUUGAUUAUUUUUAUGCUUACAAAUGUUUAGAUCUUUACAUCGGUUUGGCGGUGUAACGAACGAUUCGUCAAAAUGACGGAGAAAGAAAUGGAUAGGUUCCAAGUACCCCCAGUAACAGAGACACAGCCCUUGUAGUGGACAGAUGAGCCAUUGCCGAUGCUGCUGCCGGAGGCCCGACCGCUGCGAGCUGCUAACGGUGUGCCACCCAAGAAACUCUGGCGGACCAGCAGGUCAUUGUUAGCUGGGACAUAACAUCAAUUAUUUUAUGCAGGACCCAGCAGCAUCCGACACCUCUGAGGUCGACUCUGACACUAGAGAAGGUGAGACAGUGGCCAUGAACUACAAGCCCUCCCCACUGCAAGUGAAAAUAGAGAAACAGAGAGAGCUGGCCAGGAAGGGAUCAGUAAAGAAUAGCCCCGUCAACCACCAACCAAAGAAGAACAACGUCAUGGCCAGAACACGUUUGGUGGUGCCAAACAAAGGCUACUCCUCUUUAGACCAGACCAGCCCGGAUGAGAAGCCCCUGGUAACACUGGACACAGACAGUGAUGAUGACUUUGACAUGUCCAGAUACUCUUCGUCUGGAUACUCCUCCGCCGAGGUGAGAUGUCUGAGGGACCAGCAGAUCAACCAGGAUCUCAACAUCCAGCUUCUGAAGGACGGUUACCGGCUCGACGAAAUCCCUGACUAUGAAGAUCUGGAUCUGAUCCCGCCCAAAUCAGUCAACCCCACCUGCAUAUGCUGCCAAGCCACCACCUCCUCAGCCUGCCUGAUCCAAUUGCCCCUCCCACAAUAUACGCCAUGACUCCACCCUCUGCAGUGAGCUCACCUCACCACUGGGGCGGCGACAGGGAGAAAGAAUGCAAUAAUCGGAGGGAGAGAAAAAAACAGAAGAAUAGGUCUAUUGGGAUUAGUGUGGAUAUGAAAAGGGUGAAAAUGCACAAAAUAUGUACUCCUAUGGUAGGACAUGUGCGUACAUUUGUUUGUUAUGUUCCAGUGAGGUACUAGGUUUUUUUGUCUGAGUAGUAUUCUUGGAAUAAAACACAAGGACAAAAGGA
Molecule: messenger RNA, 1209 nt
Organism: Oncorhynchus nerka (sockeye salmon)
Lineage: Eukaryota; Metazoa; Chordata; Actinopteri; Salmoniformes; Salmonidae
Product: protein FAM219A-like
Exons: 7
Coding region: 417-956 (179 amino acids)
Source: RefSeq, a predicted model, not a curated record